AUGAAUAGCUUUCAAGGAACAUUACCUGAUGCAAUUUGUAAUCUAGAACAACUUAUAGUUCUUAACUUGUCCUACAACAGUCUAGCUGGUAAGGUUCCACGUUGUCUUGGAAAUUUUAGCAACAACUUGAUAGAACUGAAUAUAAGGAUGAAUAGCUUUCAAGGAACAAUACCUGAAGCAAUUUGCCAUCUAGAACAACUUAUAGUUCUUGACUUGUCCUACAACAGUCUAGUUGGUAAGGUUCCACAUUGUCUUGGAAAUUUUAGCAACAACUUAUUAGAACUUAAUAUAAGGAUGAAUAGCUUUCAAGGAACAAUACCUGAAGCAUUGGGAACCAACUUGACCAGCUUCAAAUUGAAUGGAAAUCAGUUUGGAGGAUUAUUGCCAAGGUCUUUGCUCAACUGUUCUAAGUUGGAAGUCUUAGAUGUUGACAAUAACAAGUUACAUGACAUAUUUCCUAAUUGGUUGGAAACUCUUCCAGAAUUGCAGGUUCUUGUUUUGGGGUCAAAUAGUUUCCAUGGUCUUGUUAGAUCAGGUUCCAAGGCUAACAACCUCUUCCCCAAGUUGAAAAUUUUUGACAUCUCGAGGAACAAUUUCAGUGGUCCUCUCCCAACUGGGUAUUUGAAAAUUUUCAAAGCCAUGAUGGAUGUCAAUGAAUCAAAAAGUGACAAACUAUAUAUUGGAGGCUCCAUUUAUGAUGACACUUUGGAGUUGACAAUCAAAGGACAAGAAAUGGAACUGGUGAAAGUGUUAUCCAUGUUGUUCCUCAUUGAUUUAUCCGAAAACAAGUUUGAAGGGGAGAUACCGAAGGUAAUUGGAGAGCUUAAAUCGCUCAAGAGCUUGAAUUUAUCUCACAACAACUUGACAGGUCGAAUCCUAGCAUCUAUUGGUCUAUUGACUAAUCUUGAAGGGUUGGAUCUUUCUUCAAACAAUUUUACUGACAAAUUCCUGAAGAAAUGGCAAAUUUAA
This is a messenger RNA of Ziziphus jujuba (common jujube), 969 nucleotides long. RefSeq names its product receptor-like protein 35. Gene Ontology annotation, molecular function: protein binding. The record is from RefSeq and is a predicted model, not a curated record. Bases 1 to 969 code for a protein of 322 amino acids. The transcript has a single exon. Lineage: Eukaryota; Viridiplantae; Streptophyta; Magnoliopsida; Rosales; Rhamnaceae.